Drosophila teissieri is the source of this 1882-nucleotide messenger RNA. RefSeq names its product pickpocket protein 19-like. Gene Ontology annotation, biological process: sodium ion transmembrane transport. The record is from RefSeq and is a predicted model, not a curated record. The transcript is spliced from 6 exons. The coding region runs from base 122 to 1882 and encodes 586 amino acids. Lineage: Eukaryota; Metazoa; Arthropoda; Insecta; Diptera; Drosophilidae. Gene Ontology annotation, molecular function: ligand-gated sodium channel activity. Gene Ontology annotation, cellular component: membrane.
UAUUGGGCUAAUAAGCGGCCGGCAUGUCAACCGCAUUUGCACGCAUUCCCUUCACGGCACACUGGCAUGGUAUAAAAGCCUGGCAUUCCGCUCAACCAAACUCAGUGAGUCCUGUGCCGACAUGACACUGGUCUACUUUCCUCCGCCAAAGCUGCAGCAGCAACAGCAGCAGCAGCAACAGCAACAGCAGCAGGAGCAGCAGCCAUCGAGAUCCAGUCGCCUGGCCCAACAGCUGGCCCAGUCCGCCUGGCAGCUGGCGUUGCGCUUUGGCAAGCGGACCACCAUCCACGGCCUGGACAGGCUGCUCUGUGCCAGGGCCAGUCGGUGGGAGCGCUUCGUCUGGCUGUGCACCUUUGUGAGUGCCUUCCUGGGCGCGGUGUACGUGUGCCUGAUCCUCUCGGCCCGCUACAAUGCCGCCCACUUCCAGACUGUGGUGGAUAGCACUCGGUUUCCGGUCUACCGCAUACCCUUUCCGGUCAUAACGAUCUGCAACCGGAAUCGCCUCAACUGGCAGCGCCUGGGCGAGGCGAAGUCCAGGUUCCUGGCCAACGGCAGCGACUCCGCCCAGAUGGAGCUCUUCGAGCUGAUUGUGGGCGGCUACGACGACGCGUACUUUGGGCACUUUCAGUCGUUCGAGCGAUUGCGCAACCAGCCGACGGAGCUGCUCAGCUACGUCAACUUCAGCCAGGUGGUGGACUUCAUGACCUGGCGCUGCAACGAGCUGCUCACGGACUGCCUGUGGCGCCACCACGCCUACAACUGCUGCGAGAUCUUCUCGAAGCGGCGCAGCAAGAACGGCCUGUGCUGGGCGUUCAACUCGCUGGAGACGGAGGAGGGCAGACGGAUGCAGUUGCUCGAUUCCAUGUGGCCCUGGCGCACGGGGUCGGCGGGUCCCAUGAGCGCCCUCUCCGUGCGCGUCCUCAUCCAGCCCACGAAGCACUGGCCGGGGCGCCGGGAGACGGGUGCCAUGAAGGGCAUCGAUGUCAUGGUAACCGAGCCCUUCGUGUGGCACAACAAUCCGUUCUUCGUGCCCGCGAACACGGAGACGACCCUGGAGAUCGAGCCCGUCAUCUACUUCUAUGACAACGACACCCGGGGAGUGCGCUCCGACCAGCGGGAGUGCGUUUUCGAUGACGAACACAACAGCAAGGACUUCAAGUCGCUGCAAGGAUACGUGUACAUGAUUGAGAACUGCCAGUCCGAGUGCCAACAGGAGUACCUGGUGCGCUACUGUAACUGCACAAUGGACCUGCUGUUUCCGCCGGGUCAGUAUCGGUCGUGUCGGGCGCAGGAUUUGCUAUGCCUCGCCGAGCACAAUGACCUGCUCAUGUACUCCCACAAUCCCGGCGAGAAGGCGUUCGUGCGCAACCACUUCAAGGGCAUGACCUGCAGGUGCUUCCGCAACUGCUACUCCCUCAACUACAUCAACGAUGUGCGGCCCGCCUUCCUGCCGCCGGAGGUGUACGAAAACAACUCCUACGUGGACCUGGAUGUGCACUACCGCUUCGAGACCAUCAUGGUCUAUCGCACCAGCCUCGUCUUCGGCUGGGUGGACUUAAUGGUAAGCUUCGGCGGCAUAGCCGGUCUGUUUCUCGGCUGCUCCUUGAUAAGCGGCAUGGAAUUGGCCUACUUCCUGUGCAUCGAGGUGCCGGCCUUUGGACUGGAUGGACUGCGUCGGCGGUGGAAGGCUCGACGGCAGAUGGAUCUGGGCGUAAGCGUGUCCACGACCACGCUCACCCUGAACUUCCGACAAACCACGCCCAGUCAGCUGAUGGAGAACUACAUCAUGCAACUUAAGGCCGAAAGGGCGCAGCAGCAGAGGGCCAACUUUCAAAACUGGCACCGCAUUACGUUUGCUCAGAAGCAUGUUAUUGGCAAGUGA